Linnemannia hyalina is the source of this 603-nucleotide messenger RNA. Lineage: Eukaryota; Fungi; Mortierellomycota; Mortierellomycetes; Mortierellales; Mortierellaceae. The record is from the annotation of a GenBank genome assembly.
AUGUACUCAUUCUUGAGCGGGCUGUACAAGCACCUCACCAGGCGUGAGGCCUACUAUAUCGUCAUCAUCGGACUUGACAAUGCCGGCAAGACUACAUUACUGGAAAGAAUCAAAUCGAUCUUUUUGGGUGUGCCUGGAUUGCCACCAGAGAGAAUUGCGCCCACCGUGGGAUUGAACAUCGGAAGGAUUGACAUUGGAGGAUCAAGGAUCAAUUUCCAGGACCUAGGAGGACAAACUGAUCUGCAGACAAUCUGGGAACGGUACUAUCGGGAAUGCCAUGCUAUCGUCUUUGUUGUCGACUCUUCAGAUCCAGAACGUAUCGAAGAGUGCAAAAAUGCCCUUGAGCGAGUGAUUUUGGACGACACGGUGGAAGGAGUACCAGUCCUGAUGCUGGCGAAUAAACAGGAUGUGCCGACUGCAUUACGCCUAGAAUCCAUCAAAGAGAUCUUUAACCAAAUCGCCGAGCGACUCGGCGCGCGUGAUUCUAGAGUUCUCCCAAUAUCCGCACUUGAAGGAAAUGGAGUCAAGGAAGCGGUCGACUGGCUGUUCUUGCGGGUUCAGAGAAACAAGGUCAACCGUCCGCCCAUCAUCAUCUCACAAUAG